This is a messenger RNA of Talaromyces proteolyticus, 1177 nucleotides long. RefSeq lists its product as uncharacterized. The record is from RefSeq and is a predicted model, not a curated record. Bases 156 to 1109 code for a protein of 317 amino acids. Gene Ontology annotation, molecular function: shikimate 3-dehydrogenase (NADP+) activity. NCBI's taxonomy places the organism in Eukaryota, Fungi, Ascomycota, Eurotiomycetes, Eurotiales, Trichocomaceae. Gene Ontology annotation, biological process: chorismate biosynthetic process; shikimate metabolic process. The transcript has 2 exons.
CAAUUUUCUCCACGGGAAAAAUGACAAGAAUAACAAAGACCCAAAACUCGACAUUCAAUCAGUGAAAAGGAAGUUUAACAGAGCAUAUCAAGUCGGAAUAAUCGCAUCUCUCUACUAUCAUGUCAGAGAAUUAUUAGGAGAUACGAUCAAAUACAAUGCGAAAGACAACUAGGAAAACUCUCUUCUUGUUUGGACAACCCAUCGAGCACUCCGUCUCUCCUGUAUUUCACAAUACACUUUUUAAAUCAUUAAAGCUUCCGUGGAGAUAUAUCAGGCUAGAUUCUCAAGAUGCCGAAGAUCUGGCAUGGUUCAUGCGAAACGCCGAUUUCGUUGGGGCAGCUGUUACAAUGCCGAACAAGACACGAGUCAUUCCAUACCUUGAUACGCUGACGGAAGAUGCGCGAAGAAUAGGGUGCGUCAACACGAUAUACACCAGGGAGGUUACCAGCAAUAGGGAAGGAGGACACUCGCUGGUGGGGACAAAUACAGAUUGGCUUGGGAUCAAGAACGCUCUAUGGAGUCACGACCCGGGAUUGGUUCAUCUUCUCCAAGAACGUCCCGCGGUAGUAAUUGGUGGUGGUGCUACGUCUCGGUCAGCGAUUUAUGCGCUGACAGAGGGUUUCGGUGUCAAAGAGGUGUUUUUAGUGAAUCGCGACGCAGAGGAAGUGGAGGUGAUGAUCAAGGAUUUGAAGAAACGCGGUAUGCGAGAGGCUCUUACCCACCUUGAAACAAUGGAAGACGUGUCUAAAAGGUUGCAUGUCUGCCCGGCUGUGAUUAUUAGCGCUGUGCCUGAUAUGGGUCCACAGACACCCUUGGAACAGUUGGCGCGGAAGAUCGCUUUGACGUUGAUUCAGAUGCAAGAUACAGAUAGCGGGAUCACACCAGGUGCUCUCUUAGAAAUGGCUUAUACGCCAAGCCCGUGGACACAACUGGCAAAGGCAGCAUCGGCUGCGGGUUGGAAGAUUAUCACUGGUAUCGAUGUGAUGGAACUGCAGGCUAUUGAACAAGCCGCUCUUUGGACCGGUGUGAAUAUAGAGACACUGCCCUAUGAAGAGGCAAGGAAUGCUAUGAGAUCCGCAAUUUUAGCUCGGGGUAAGUGCAAGAUAUGAUUACACUAGCCAUUUUGAACGGUGCUUAGUAGCGGGUUUAUCUUCACCCGGGCUGUGAGGGGAACAUU